AUGAAUGAGAACAUGAGAAAGGAGGGAAUACUUAAUACAAUAAAAUUAUAAAUUUAAAAAGAAAUAGUGGAUAAAUUGAUAAAAGAAACAAAAAAAUAGAAAAAAGUAAAAAGAUUAUUUAAUCUAAAAGUAGCUGAUUAAUUUAUUACAAAUUUCUUGUAAACCUAAAAUUUCCUUUUCAUUCCUAAAAUAUUUAUUUAAGAAUAUAGAAUUGAGUGUGUUGAUAUUUUACAAUCUAAAUUAAUUAUAUGGUUUAACAAUAAGAGAUUAUGAAUAGCAUUUAUUUUAGUUAUAUAAUAAGGAACAAUAUAUAUACAUUAGAUAUAAUAAGAAGUCUAAUAAAGAGAAAAUAUCAUAUAGAAAAGCUAGAUUCUAAAAGAAAGAAAUAUAUGAAGAGAGAUUGAGAAAAUAUUUAUUAAUAAAACCAAUUAUUUUAGAUUAGAUGAUAUUAAAGAAAGGGUAGAAGAGUAAAUAAUUAAAAAAAAGAUGCAGAAUAACUAAGACAAUUUAAGAAACAUGA
Messenger RNA from Paramecium sonneborni, 520 nucleotides. The record is from the annotation of a GenBank genome assembly. NCBI's taxonomy places the organism in Eukaryota, Ciliophora, Oligohymenophorea, Peniculida, Parameciidae.